AUUCACCAAUGAAUCAAGAGAGAAAGAGAGAGAGAGAAAGAGGAGAUACCUUAAUGCGCCAUGUGACUUUUGCCCUGAAUCUGAGCCCUAACUUCCCAAUGGAGGUCGGGGUCGGAGACGGUGAAACAUACCCGAUUCAGCCGAAUAUCAAAGAAAAACAGAAACGGCAAGAAAGGGUCCAAUCACAGGCUCGGACCAGAAAAUCGACUUGACUCAUGCUUUAGGAAUUAUUCCAGGUAUU
Messenger RNA from Aspergillus caelatus, 241 nucleotides. RefSeq lists its product as uncharacterized. Bases 9 to 212 code for a protein of 67 amino acids. The transcript has a single exon. The record is from RefSeq and is a predicted model, not a curated record. Lineage: Eukaryota; Fungi; Ascomycota; Eurotiomycetes; Eurotiales; Aspergillaceae.